This is a messenger RNA of Symbiodinium necroappetens, 1362 nucleotides long. NCBI's taxonomy places the organism in Eukaryota, Dinophyceae, Suessiales, Symbiodiniaceae. The record is from the annotation of a GenBank genome assembly.
AUGCAAAGCAGCCUGGAUACUAUGCCUGCUUGCUCUGACCACUGGAAUCAGACUGCGUCAGCACAAACGAUCGAAUUGAGCCUCACACUGAACUACUCAGAACUGGAUGGGGAUUGUCAGCUCAACACUUCCUGGACAGAUGACACAGUGGCACGCCAGGGAUUCGCUGUCCUCUCCUUCGUUGCAGGUGUGGAUCCCUUGCCACAGGCAUUCUGGUACUUCCCAGUGACCAUCACCUUCGACCGGACCACGCAUGCUUCCUUUGCCGGGAUGGUUUCAGGAAGGUUUGUGAUAGCGGGCAGCACGCUGGUCAACGUGCAGUUCGAUGGAAGCUUGGCUCUCUAUGACUCUGCGAGCUUCGCCGUCCCGAAGGUCCCGGCCGUCUACACGGCUCAGGAAAUGGCCUUCGUGGAGAUGACGCUGAGUGCCCCUGGCAUGGAGUUGCAUGUGGAUCUGGCUUGGCUUUCGCAGACUAGUGACCCAGAGGCUCCGAUGCGGCACAACCUCACGGACUCUCUUCAGUUGAUCAGUGCCACUGCCAGCCAAGCACGCUUCAGCGUGCAGCUUCAGGCCUGCAACGAAUGCUUUCUGCACGUCCUAGCCUCCAUCGUCAACCGACGCCUCAGCGAAGAGCAACAUGGAAGGCAUUUGAGUGUCUUCAACCAUGCCCUCCAGAACAUCGCGAUCAUCGUAAAGGAGGCCACCAGCUCCACCACGCCGCGCACGGCCUCUCCCCAAUUCUCCGGCUUCUUCGAGUUGACCGUGGUGGAUCCCGACGCCUUCGUGACAACGCCACAGGUCCGGAAGGUCUUGGCGGACACGCUGGCGAAUGUCUGGGGUCUCAAGGAGCUUGAGGUGCGCCUCGAGGCAUUGGGAAGUGGGCGGCGUUUGGCGGGCACCGUGCGCGUGAGCUUCGAGGCUGACAACGACUUGGAGUCUGAUUCGCUCACGGACUUGGACUUGAAGGUGAGCGCGCGGCUUGCAGAACCCAGUUUUGUGUCGGACGUGAUGCACCAGAUCAAUGAUGCCAUCGCGGUGGCACUGCCGAGUACCUCUGCCAGGUUGCAUAUUACGGCCAUUGACAGCUUCACUGCCGAAGUCAAGAGGGAGGAGGCCAUGACCACGGUGUUGUCCGAGGACUCUUUGAGCCUCGACUUGCAUCCAUCCGGGCUUGGCCUUGGAGUCGCCCUGGGUGCCACCAGUGUGCUGGUCUGUUGCGGUUGCAGCAUUUGUGUCGGCUUGGCCAUCUUGUCUGGCUCCCGGAGGUGGCAGAAGGCCCAGGUCUUUCCAGCACCGCCCAUGAGCCCUGUGGCCUCUCCCCCUGCAAACGAACUUCUGGGAAGCUCCCGAAGUUGGACUUAA